Molecule: messenger RNA, 186 nt
Organism: Nematolebias whitei (Rio pearlfish)
Lineage: Eukaryota; Metazoa; Chordata; Actinopteri; Cyprinodontiformes; Rivulidae
Product: cortexin domain-containing 1-like
Exons: 1
Coding region: 1-186 (61 amino acids)
Source: RefSeq, a predicted model, not a curated record
AUGGACCCUCCGGUUGUGUCUGGGGCCAGGUUCGAGGUGGACGUGGAUCUUGGUUUUGCCCUUUUCUUCUUCCUCCUCCUCUGCUUCUUUUUGCUGGUGACCAUCGUCCGCUGUGCUCACCUGGUGCUGGACCCUUACAGCUCUGUCUCCGUUUCCACAUACCAGGAGGAGGACACAGAGGAGUGA